UGAAUGCAUAGGCGCAAAAGGCUUCGAAUGGGGAGGACUAAGCCUUCUAUAAUUGUUUCAUAGUCUGCUCAAAAAAUAAAAAAAAAGGGAGUAACCAUUUUUCGUUUAAAUGACCCUCGUUUUAUGCCAAAGAUUAUACUCCAAAUUCCAAUUUCCGUCAAAAAUAAUUAAUAAAUUAUUUAAGAUAUUUUUUUAGAACUCCUACCCCUUAUAUCAGUUAUAUUCCGUGUUAUUUAUUAUUUUUUUAUAUAUUAAAAAAAUCAAACAUAAAUUACAAAUUAAAUAUUAUAUGAUUAGUUAAAGAUUUGAUUAUCCUACCUCUUGUAAGCUUAUGCAGCUGUGGGGGUCUAGACCAAAAUAGCGAAAAAAUUAACCGCAAAUGUAAAAAUCGCGAACUAAUAAUAGCGAAAAUAAAAAUAACGAAUUUUAAAAUAAGCGAUUAUGCAUAAUAGCGAAACUACAGAUUUUUAUAAUUUCUUUUUCAAAUACUAUAAAACAUAUACAACUAUAACUUAAUAAAACUUAUUUUUACCUAUAAUUUCUGGCGCCAUGGGCAGAUAGGCCUACCGGGAAACCGGGCAUUUCCCGGUGAGCCCCCUUCGUAUUUCGGUAAUAGGGCCCUUUUUAGACUUUUUUUUUUCAUGUGGGGGCCCCGCUUUAAAAUUUCCCGGUAGGCCAAAAAUGGCCUAUCCGCCCAUGUCUGGCGCAAUUAAUAUAUACCCAUUACCCACGAACGUAUCGGGUUAUCGUCAAUGUGUUGUCAUACUAUCAUAGUUACUAUUAUAACUAUUUUAAUAUUGGAAAUAUACCGAGAUAAGGUUGUCAAUCGUAUUAUCUUUGAGCUAAGACAAGUUAAUACAGUUGUAUUUCAGCAGUGCGUCAAUGAGUAGCUUGUAUAUUCUUUAGGAAGAAACCACCCUACUAUUUCAAAAUUUAUUGACUGAAUAAAGAAAAUUCAAAAUUUAGAAGAUUUAAAACGAGAACAGUAUAAUGCUGGAGAACAACCACAGAAAAAAAAAUACAAGUACUGUGCUAAAAGACUUAAUUUGUUAAUUACAAAUUAUAAUACUAAUAAUAAUAACUUGGAAAUUUAAAUUAUGAAUGAAAACAAAAAAGUGAGGAAAUGUACAAGCGAUGCAAUCAAAAUCAUUCUAUACGUGGUUUUUAUGACAACUUUGUUUCUAUUAUAUUUUAGUGAUAAUAACAAUUAUGAAAUUGAAAAUUCGAUAGUUUACCAUUCGGCCGAAUACAAUUCAUAUUAUAGAAAUGUCAUCAAAACUGAAAAUAAUACAAAAAUAUUAAUAAAAAUUGAUGAUAGCGUGAAAAAAGGAUAUGUCGUGUGGAAUGACAAUUGCCGAAUACCUAACAUUAGUGCCUACGAUAAGACAAUUAAAAAUUUAAUUAAAAAAAGCAAUUCUCCAAAGUGUUUUUCAACAUUGCCAUUAACAAGCGUUAUCCUUGAUGUAGAUAAAUGGUCUUACACUUUUAAAAUUAACCAUGGACUUCACUCACAAAUUUCAAAAUCAAUUGUUAAUUGCUGUUAUUCGCCAAUUAUUAGAAAUGAACUAAAAUUCAAGAAUAAUCCAAAAGAUGACGAUCGUUACAAAGUUGAGCCAAAAUGUUAUCCCAUAAACGAUUCAGAAAUAAUUCCCAAGUCAGUCGAAUACAUGUUGGUAACAUGUGAAUUGAAACCAAAUGGUGAUAAAUUAAAAUCGACGGUUUAUAAAGACAUUCAUGCAAUGGUAAUUGAUAAAGGUCAAAGGCGAUUUCGAAAUGCAGAUAUCCCAGAUAAACCCAGCGUAUUAAUAAUAUCCAUAGAUUCAUUGUCUCGCUUAAAUCUUAUACGAUCAAUGCCUAUAACAUAUCGUUUGUUAGAAACGCAUGGAUUUAUGUCACUUGAAGGAUAUACCAAAGUUGCCGACAAUACGUUUCCAAACGUUGUUCCAAUUUUAACUGGCAUGUUUGUUAAUCAAAUGACUAAACGAUGUUGGAAUAGUCCCAAAGACGAGAUGGAUGAAUGUCCAUUUCUGUGGAAAGAUUUCAAAAAGCGAGGUUACGUUACGGCGUACGUGGAAGACGAACCCAGCAUGGGCACUUACAACUUCGGCAAAUACGGAUUUCGAAACGCGCCAACGGAUUAUUACUCACGGCCUUACAUGCUGGCGGCCGAGCGUUACUUGCCGAUAGUCAAGUACGACGGCAUGAACUUCUGCCUGGGUCCGCGGUCAGCGCCUGAUCGGGUGUACGCUUACGUGGAGGACUUUGUCAAAUUGCACAGACACCACGGAUACUUCGCCGUUUUCUGGCUUAACACGUUCAGCCACAACGACUUGAACACACCGUCGGCGCUGGACCAGCAGACGGCGGGCGCUUUGUCGAAGUUGCUGAACGACCGUUUGCUAGAAAACGCCGUCACCGUGGUCCUCAGUGACCACGGGCUCCGGUUCGGGACGAUACGCGAGACGCAUGUCGGCUGGCUCGAGGAUCGGAUGCCAGCGUUUUACGCGCGUCUGCCUACUGGUUACAUAGUCGCGCGACCCAGCCACCGUGCUGCGUUGGCUGCCAACAAACACCGAUUGACGUCGCCAUUCGACCUACACCUAACGCUCAAGCAAUUGCUGUUUCAGCAGCUUAAUGACGACGACGAAAACAACAACAGUAGCCUACCGGCUGCUGUGGCCGAAGGCUGUCCAACUUGCCACAGCCUGUUCCGUCUGGCCGACUCCAACAGGUCGUGCGAACAAGCGGGCAUCGCGCCACAUUGGUGCACGUGUGACGAAUACGAAGAACUAGACCGACGCAGCAGGAUGGCAAUGGACGGCGGAAAGUACGUGGUGCGGCAGUUGAACUUACUGCUUGCAAAGUACCGAACGAUGGUGCGCAAGGGGUACGCUUGCUCAAACUUGUCGCUGAGUAAAACAGUGUCGGUCCGAAGCAGGGUGAACCGGGGAAACGGUCGCCGCGAGUACUUGUUGGUCGUAGAAACAUUACCGGGCCGGAGCAUGUUUGAGGUGACCGUCGGACAGGAAGACGACAGUGGCGCGUUCGGAAUGCUUGGCGACAUAAGUCGUAUCAAUAUGUAUGGGUUCCAGAGCUACUGCACGGACGACUGGAGACUGAAAAAACACUGUUAUUGCGUGAAAAAAAAUUGGAAGUCUGCUGGCAGUUAG
This is a messenger RNA of Rhopalosiphum maidis (corn leaf aphid), 3170 nucleotides long. RefSeq lists its product as uncharacterized. The record is from RefSeq and is a predicted model, not a curated record. The transcript has 6 exons. Lineage: Eukaryota; Metazoa; Arthropoda; Insecta; Hemiptera; Aphididae. Bases 1098 to 3170 code for a protein of 690 amino acids.